GCAGAAUGGCCACCUCCUUCCCCGAGACUGAGCUUGCCCUGGAGGCAGUUGGAACCACACCCUACGACUACGACUUGGCACCGCCCUGUGAAAAAGUCAAUAUCAAGGAGCUGGGGGCGAGGUUUCUGCCCCCGCUGUACUCCCUGGUGCUCGUGGUGGGGCUCCUGGGCAACGUGGUGGUGGUGCUGAUCCUCACCAAGUACCGGAGGCUCAAGGUCAUGACCAACAUCUAUCUGCUCAACCUGGCGAUUUCUGACUUGCUCUUUCUCUUCACUCUUCCCUUCUGGAUCCACUACGUUGGGUGGAACGAGUGGGUUUUUGGUCCUUUCAUGUGCAAGCUCCUCUCGGGGUUUUAUUACCUGGGCUUGUACAGCGAGAUCUUUUUCAUCAUCCUGCUGACCAUCGACAGGUACCUGGCCAUCGUCCACGCCGUGUUUGCCCUUCGAGCCCGGACGGUGACUUUCGGUGUCAGCAGCAGCAUCUUCACCUGGGUCCUGGCAGUGCUGGCGGCCCUCCCCGAAUUUAUCUUUCACGAGUCCCAACAGGGCUCCGAAGAGUCUGUCUGCAGUCCUCUCUACCCAGAGGACGAGGAAGACAGCUGGAAGCGUUUCCAUGCUCUGAGAAUGAACAUCUUGGGUCUAGCGCUCCCUCUGCUCAUCAUGGCCGUCUGCUACUCUGGGAUCAUCAAAACCCUGCUGAGAUGCCCCAACAGAAAAAAGUACAAGGCCAUCCGGCUCAUUUUUAUCAUCAUGGUGGUCUUUUUCGUUUUCUGGACCCCCUACAACCUGGUUCUCCUUCUCUCUGCUUUUCAAAUGAACUUACUGGAGUACAGCUGUGAGCGCAGUAGACAUCUGGACCUGGCCAUGCAGGUGACGGAGGUGAUCGCCUAUACCCACUGCUGCGUCAACCCUGUCAUCUACGCCUUCGUGGGCGAGAGGUUCCAGAAAUACCUGCGCCACUUCUUCCACAGGCACGUGGCCAUCUACCUGGGCAAAUACAUCCCAUUCCUUCCUACCGAGAAACUGGAAAGAAGCAGUUCUGUCUCCCCAUCUACUGGGGAGCCGGAACUGUCUGUGGUGUUUUAGAUCUGGUGCAGAAAACUGCCUGUUGAAGCCGGACUAGGCAGGUGAAGCUAACACACUGGGUCAACAACACUGAACUCUGGGACAGGUCUUUGAACUUUCAGCACAAUAGCAAAGCUCUUGAAGAUCUUAAAACAUAAGCAAUGCGGGCAAUGUUGUGCUUACACACCCAAGGUCAUUAUCAGAGGCCAAGGGCUGGACAGUUUACCCACUGAAAAUCAUAAACACCACAGCUUUGCUUGAUUCUCUAAAGACUUACCUAAGUUUGGAUAUUAGAUAAUAUACACAGCCACAAACAGGUAAAACUUCUUAUAUUUUAAAACGUAACUUCAGCCACUUAUGGACAGAAAUGA
Ictidomys tridecemlineatus (thirteen-lined ground squirrel) is the source of this 1435-nucleotide messenger RNA. It is a transcript of the gene Ccr3, whose product is annotated as C-C motif chemokine receptor 3. Gene Ontology annotation, cellular component: external side of plasma membrane; membrane; cytoplasm. The record is from RefSeq and is a predicted model, not a curated record. Gene Ontology annotation, molecular function: C-C chemokine receptor activity; C-C chemokine binding. NCBI's taxonomy places the organism in Eukaryota, Metazoa, Chordata, Mammalia, Rodentia, Sciuridae. Gene Ontology annotation, biological process: inflammatory response; positive regulation of cytosolic calcium ion concentration; cell chemotaxis.